This is a messenger RNA of Ilex paraguariensis (yerba mate), 2631 nucleotides long. Lineage: Eukaryota; Viridiplantae; Streptophyta; Magnoliopsida; Aquifoliales; Aquifoliaceae. The record is from the annotation of a GenBank genome assembly.
CAGUACUCUUCCCCCUCUCUGUCUCUCUCCUUUGUAGAUAAGUAUUCCCUCAUUGUCCUUUCUGCUUUCAAGCAAAUGCUUCAUUACCAAUCUCACAUUCAACGACCAACUUGUAAACCCUAGCUCAUACUGAUCUCUCUAUCUCUCUGUUACUCUUUCUGUUGCUUCGAAUUUGGAUUCUACAAGGUGGUGAUAAGAAGUAAUGGCGGACGUUCGGAGGCAAGAAAGUGAGACCUUCGCUUUCCAGGCUGAGAUCAACCAACUUCUCAGCCUCAUAAUCAACACUUUUUACAGCAACAAAGAGAUUUUCAUUCGCGAACUCAUCAGCAAUGCAUCUGACGCGUUGGACAAAAUCCGAUACGAGAGCUUGACGGACAAGAGCAAGCUCGAUCCUCUGCCUGAGCUCUUCAUUAGAAUCGUUCCUGACAAAAUCAACAAGACCCUCUCUAUCAUCGAUAGCGGUACCGGAAUGACUAAAGCAGAUUUGGUGAAUAAUUUGGGGACUAUUGCGAGGUCGGGGACCAAGGAGUUCAUGGAGGCUUUGCAGGCGGGGUCUGACCUGAGUAUGAUUGGUCAGUUCGGUGUUGGUUUCUAUUCAUCUUUUUUGGUGGCUGAGAGGGUUAUUGUAACGACGAAGCAUACUGAUGAUGACCAGUACAUAUGGGAGUCUCAGGCUGGUGGAUCUUUCAUUGUUACUAGGGACGUUACUGGGGAGCGUCUGGGUAGGGGCACCAAAGUCACCCUCUUUCUCAAGGAAGAUCAAUUGGAGUACUUGGAAGAGAGGAGAUUGAAGGACCUUGUGAGAAAGCACUCUGAGUUCAUCAGCUACCCAAUAUACCUCUGGACUGAGAAGACUAUUGAGAAAGAGAUUAGUGAGGAUGAAGAUGAGGAAACCAACGAGGAAAAGGAGGGUGAUGUCGAGGAAGUUGAUGAGGAGGAAAAGACAGACAAAAAGAAGAAGAAGAUCAAGGAAGUGACCCAUGAAUGGGAACUCAUUAACAAGCAGAAGCCCAUUUGGCUCCGAAAACCAGAGGAGAUCACCAAGGAGGAGUAUGCUUCAUUCUACAAGAGCUUGACCAAUGAUUGGGAGGACCCCCUUGCUUGGAAACACUUCUCCGUUGAAGGGCAGCUUGAGUUCAAAUCCAUCCUCUUUGUCCCAAGGAGAGCUCCAUUUGAUCUCUUCGACACUAGGAAGAAGACAAACAACAUUAAGCUCUAUGUCAGGAGGGUCUUCAUCAUGGACAAUUGUGAAGAGCUCAUCCCCGAGUAUCUUGGUUUCGUGAAGGGUGUGGUGGACUCUGACGAUCUUCCACUCAACAUCUCUCGGGAGAUGCUCCAACAGAACAAGAUCUUGAAGGUGAUUAGGAAGAAUCUUGUGAAGAAGUGCAUUGAGAUGUUCUAUGAAAUUGCUGAGAAUAAAGAUGAUUACAAGAAGUUCGAUGAAACUUUCUCUAAGAACAUUAAGCUGGGUAUUCAUGAAGAUAGUCAGAACAGGGCUAAGCUGGCUGAUCUUCUCAGGUACUACUCCACAAAAAGUGGUGAUGAGAUGACCAGCUUGAAGGCCUAUGUUACAAGGAUGAAGGAGGGCCAGAAAUACAUUUACUAUAUCACUGGUGAGAGCAAGAAAGCUGUAGAGAACUCGCUAUUCUUGGAGAAGCUCAAGAAGAAGGGAUAUGAAGUUCUGUUCAUGAUUGAUGCCAUUGAUGAGUAUGUUGUGACGCAGUUGAAGGAAUACGAUGGGAAGAAACUCGUUUCUGCUACCAAGGAAGGACUGACGAUUGAAGAUGAGUCAGAGGAAGAGAAGCAAAAAAAGGAGGAAAAGAAGAAAUCCUUUGAAAAUCUGUGCAAAGUAAUAAAAGAUAUCCUUGGAGAAAGGGUGGAGAAAGUAGUUGUCUCGGAUAGGCUUGCAGAUUCACCAUGCUGUUUGGUCACUGGAGAGUAUGGUUGGACAGCUAACAUGGAGAGGAUAAUGAAGGCUCAGACUUUGAGGGACAACACCAUGGCCUCUUACAUGUCGAGCAAGAAGACUAUGGAGAUCAACCCGGACGAUCCCAUAAUGGGGGAGCUGAGAAAGAGGGCUGAGGCUGAUAAGAAUGAUAAGUCUGUGAGAGAUUUGGUGUUGCUGCUAUACGAGACUGCCCUUCUGACAUCUGGAUUCAGUCUCGAUGACCCAAACACAUUUGCUGCUAGAAUACAUAGGAUGCUGAAGCUGGGUCUAGGCAUUGAGGAAGACGAGAGUGGUGGUGAUGACACUGAGAUGCCACCACUGGAGGAGGAAGUGAAUGAAGAGAGCAAGAUGGAGGAAGUUGACUGAGAAGAUUGUCAUCAGUUGGAGAGAGUAACUUCCAUGUACAGGGUCAAGGGUUACUAUGUCGAUAGGAGGUUUCUGCCAUGUUUCAUUUUUCCUUUGUUCUCUUUCUUUUCUUUUUUUUUUUCGAUCUGUACAGUGUCUGGCUUUGAUCGUGGCUGUGAUAUGAGUCAGAUGAAAUGUUACCCUCCGGAAGGGACUUAGGUUGUAAUAUACAACCUGAAUGUGAUUUCAUAUCUCAAAAACCUCUCUCCCUGUACAUGGUUUGUAGCCUUAGGAAGGUAAGUUCUCUAUAUUAGUGAUAGAUCUUAACAAGAGUCAUU